GGGCAAACCCGGGGAGGGGGGUCCCGGCGCGGCGGUGGAGCCCCGGCGAUCUGCGGCCCAGGCCCCACCCCGCCUCCGCUCCGGGAUCCGGGCGCGGGCCGCGGCUCCCGUGCUCUUUUGCCAGAUGGCGGAUUCCCGCCCUAGUCCUGAAUUGGAGCCCGAGUCGGUGUUCCCGCGGGAGGUCAGGCUCUUCGCUGACUCCUACUCGGAGAAGAGCCGGUUCCGUUUCUGUGGGCACGUGCUGAGCAUCACGCAGAACUUCGGGUGCCGCCUCGGGGUGGCGGCGCGCGUGUGGGAAGCGGGCCUGAGCCUGUGCAACUUUUUCGAAAGUCAACAUGUGGAUUUCCGAGGAGGGGAUGUUACCAUCACUGACCUGCCCCUGGCCCUAGAGCAGAUCCAGGGCAACGUCCAGGCCAAUGUGCCAGCUGGAGGCCAGGCCCAGGUCCGUGCCUUGUCCUGGGGGAUUGACCAGCAUGUUUUCCCUCGAGACUAUGACCUGGUGCUGGGUGCUGAUAUCGUGUACCUGGAGCCCACCUUCCCACUGCUGCUGGGCACCCUCCAACACCUGUGUGGACCCAAUGGCACCAUUUACCUGGCCUCCAAGAUGAGAGAGGAGCACGGGACAGAGAGCUUCUUUCAGCACCUCCUGCCCCAGCAUUUCCAACUGGAGCUGGCCCAGCGCGAUGAAGAUGAGAAUGUCAACAUCUAUAGGGCCAGGCACAGGGAACCAAGACCUGUUUGGCAUCACUCUUCUGUUCCUCUGAACCCCUUGUCCUAAUGAAAGAACUGCCAUCACUUCAAAGCCAUAAUGAGGAUCAAAAAGUAUGGCUUCUCUUGCCUCUCUCUUUCUUCCUUCCCUCUUUGUUUCCACAGGUACUCCUAGGAGGUACCUGCUUGCUAGGAAUCCUAGAGCUGUAACCACUAGGUUAGAGCACACAGGAAGUUCCUAGCUUCUGUGCUCAGAGAAGGAGGUUGGGAGGAUACCUGGGAUUUUUAGAGGGAGGGGAGGGAGGUAAAUGGGAUGUGAGGGCAGUGGCUGCAGAGAAGCUGUCACUGAUCUCUUCCAGUCCUGUUGUAGUUUCAUAGAGAAAGGAUUUUUUUUGUUUUGGUCAGAUUCUGAGAGAAUUUUUUUUAAAGGGAAAGAAAUGAGCAUUAAGGAUUUCUUCUGCAUCUAAAGAAGUCGGGCUUUUGAUGGGGCUUGGAAGGAGGAAGCCUCAGACCACUCACUUACUGCUUCCAGAGACAGUCUGGUGGGACCGUGGCUCUAACUGGGUCAAGUCCUCCCAGCCCUGUAGCUGGGGAAAGGCAGCAGAGCUGUCCCUUGGACUGUAGCUUCUUAAUUUUUUUCAGAGUUGGAGACCUGAUCAUUAAGUACUAGUUGCUUCUCAUCUUUGCUUUUUUUUUUUAGGUUUCCAAGUCCUAUCAACCCUUUCUUCCUCAUUUGUUUUGUCUUCACCUCUUUUCUUUUCCCACUGUGGUACUGCUGGUUGGCACUGUCUGGGGCCACGUAUCACCUCUCAGCACACCUGGCCUCCAGUCUCUCCUUUUCAAGACAUUUUGCAAACUUGUCAUUUUCCAGAAUCAGCUCUGAUUAGCUUCUGGUGCCUACAGAAGUAAGGAUGAGUUCCUCUGUGUAGUAUUUGGUCUACCCCAUGGGAUCCCCAAGUGCCCUUCCACUUCAUUUUCUAUUGAUUUCCUACAUGUAUUGCAAUGUCUGGCCAAAUGACAAAUGUCUAUUCUUUGUUCCCCAAGUCCACAUCAAGACUCCCUGACUUCUUCCUUCUUUUUGAUGAUGAUGAUUGCCUUACUGGAAGGGCUAUUUCUACCUGUCAAAAUAUUUGUGACUCUUAGCCUCUUGAAAAAGCCUUUCCUGAGUCUCCUGUUUGGGUGUGAUUUUUUUUUGCUCUAGACUCUUCAACUGUUUGUUCAUCUUAUGGCUCUUACCUUGUCUUGAGUGGUCAUUUGUCUGCUCUCUAUUUUCUCACCCUUAGGUUACCCUGGAGGCUAGGCCAGUGGUUUACUCCUCUCUAAUCCCCGGAGGCCUAGCACAAUACCUGGCACACAGUAGGUGUUCAACAAAUAUUUUGCUCAUUCAACAAAUAUUUACUAGGUUAGUUGGAGGGAUCCACCCUACCUAGGUGACCUUGGCCAAAUUUCUGAACCCAUCCAUCUGCCUCAGGAGUUUGUCAUGAGUCAUAAUGGAUAAAGAAUCUGAAAAGUGCAGUUGAAAUAAAGAAACAGUGUUAAUA
Molecule: messenger RNA, 2249 nt
Organism: Manis javanica (Malayan pangolin)
Lineage: Eukaryota; Metazoa; Chordata; Mammalia; Pholidota; Manidae
Gene: EEF1AKMT3
Product: EEF1A lysine methyltransferase 3
Cellular component (GO): cytosol; protein-containing complex
Source: RefSeq, a predicted model, not a curated record